GUCAUCUCCACAUAAACUGUCCGGGGAAACUUCCCCCCCACUCGCUCUGCAGCAGCAAACAAAAGAGGAAGAUGGAAAAGUCAUUGUGCAUGUUGGCUGCACUGAUUUUUCUGGGAGGAUUUUUAGACGCAGUGUUUACGAACAAUCCAACAACUGAGAUUAAUUUAUUGUUGAACAACAAGACGACAGCUGAGUGUGUCACUGUGCAGCCGCAGGAUCACAGCUCAGACAGACAGACUCCAACUGCAGCACAGACACAGCUACACACCACCGCUGUCAGAGACACACAGCUGCACAAGAAAAACACCAGCGAAGAAGAAAGAAAGAAAGAAGAGAAAGCAGAACUGGACUGUCCUCCGCUCGGCCUGGAGUCCCUGCGGGUCGAUGACAGCCAGAUCCAGGCGUCCUCCUACCAGAGGACGGGUCUGGGUCCACACAGGGGCCGGCUGAACAUCCAGUCUGGCAUCGAGGACGGGGACCUGUACGAUGGAGCCUGGUGUGCCGAGUACAAGGACCGGCACCAGUGGCUGGAGGUGGACGCCAUCCACCUCACGCUGUUCACGGGAGUCAUCCUGCAGGGCCGAAACUCCAUCUGGAGUUGGGACUGGGUCCACACCUACAAAGUGCAGCUGAGUAACGACUCUGUGAGCUGGAAAACCUGCAUGAAUGGAACAGAAGAGGCGAUAUUUGAAGGGAACCAGAACCCAGAGACCCCGGUGCUCGGACGGCUUCUUGUUCCCACCGUCGCCCGUUAUAUCCGCAUCAACCCUCAGACCUGGUACUUUAACGGCACCGUCUGCCUCCGGGCGGAGAUCCUCGGCUGUCGGGUGCACGAUCCAGCUGACAUCUACUCCUCAGAACAAGAAUUUGUAUCAAAAGACGCUCUGGACUUCAGACAACACAACUACAAAGACAUGAGGAAGCUCAUGAAGUCUGUGACGGAGGAGUGCCCGGACAUCACGCGCAUCUACACCAUCGGGAAGAGCUACACGGGCCUCAAGCUGUACGUCAUGGAGAUCUCAGACAACCCCGGGAAACAUGAACUAGGCGAGCCGGAGUUUCGCUACGUGGCCGGGAUGCACGGGAACGAGGCUCUUGGCCGGGAGCUCGUCCUCAACCUCAUGCAGUAUCUGUGCAGAGAAUACAAGAAGGGCAACCAGCGCGUCGUCCGGCUGGUGAGCGACACUCGGAUCCACCUGCUGCCCUCCAUGAACCCUGAUGGAUACGAGGAAGCUUAUAAGAAGGGCUCGGAACUGGCCGGCUGGGCGGACGGACGAUACAGCUUCGAAGGAAUCGACAUGAAUCACAACUUUCCAGACCUGAACAACAUCAUGUGGGACGCCCAGGAGGCGGCAGCGGACACAUCUAAAGUCUCCAACCACUACAUCCCGAUCCCGGAGUACUACACGCAGGAAGACGCCAUGGUUGCACCAGAGACGCGUGCAGUCAUCAGCUGGAUGCAGGACAUUCCCUUUGUGCUCAGUGCGAACCUCCACGGGGGGGAACUGGUGGUCACGUACCCCUUCGACUGCACCCGGGACUGGGCCCCCCAGGAGGACACCCCCACGGCGGACAACGCUUUCUUCCGCUGGCUGGCCACCGUGUACGCCUCCACCAACCUGGUGAUGUCCAACCCCGACCGCCGGCUCUGCCACUACGAGGACUUCCAGGCGCACAACAACAUCAUCAACGGCGGGGCCUGGCACACCGUCCCCGGCAGUAUGAAUGACUUCAGCUACCUGCACACGAACUGCUUCGAGGUGACGGUGGAGUUGUCCUGUGAUAAGUUUCCUCACGUCAGCGAGCUUCCCGUGGAGUGGGAGAACAACAAGGAGUCUCUGCUGGUUUACAUGGAGCAGGUUCACAGAGGCAUCAAGGGCGUAGUCCGGGACAAGAUGACAAAACAAGGAAUAUCAGACGCUGUAAUCAAGGUGGAGGACCACAAGCACGACAUCCGAUCAGCUACUGACGGAGACUACUGGCGUCUGCUGAACCCGGGCGAGUACAAGGUGGUGGUCUGGGCCGAGGGUUACUUCCCCUCCAUGCGUCGGUGCCACGUGGGCACAGAGCUGCGUCCCACCAUCUGUGACUUCACCCUGACCAAGACGUCCCUUCAGAGGCUGAAGGAGGUCCGGGCCAAGGGAGGGAAGAUCCCGCAGGAUCUUCAGCUGCGUCUGCGCGCUCUGAGGGUCCGCAAGCUCCGUGCCAGCACCAAGGCCAUCAACCAGCGCAGGGAGAGCACGCGGCUGCUGGCGGCGAGGAAAGCUUGAGGGGGGGGUCGAGGGGCUGGAGAGGAGCUCAACAAGCUCAAACUGAGAAACCUCUGGGAGAAGUUCCUACGAGAGAGGGAGCACAAUAUUAAAGGGUCAGUUCACACAAUUUACAAAAAUGUAUUUUGUCUGCAGUCCCAGUGAUUUUAUAUAUAUAUAUAUAUAUAUUUAUAUGUGCCGAUCACAACUUUCAAAUAUUGACCCAUUUGUGCCCAAUAUAACCCAUAUAUAGUAUAAUAAGGAAAAAUAAUAAUACUUUUAUUUAUAGAGCAUUUGUCAUACAAUUGAGGCAUCUUAAAGUGAUUUAAAAAAUAAAUAAAAACACAUUUAAACAGAGAGUCAAUAUAAAUAGACAAUAAAAAGACAGUAGAUGCCAAAAUAUACAAGUGAAAUUAAUUUUGAGGCCUUUAAAAAUAAUAAUAAUUAAGAGAAUUAGUAAAGAACCCAAUGAGGACGACAUUCUUAAAUACUUUAAUAUUAAGUAAAGUAUAAAAAUGCAAGAACAUUUAUUCUGAUGGUCUGAAGUCGUGAAAUCUGAUUCGGACAAUUUCACAUAUCACAUAAAAAGGUCAGGAUUCAUUUUUUAAAUGAGGAAAAAUGCUCAUGUUGUGUUUAUUAAAUGACUUCCUUAUAUACAGUAUAUGAAAUAUUUUCGUGUUUAGUCUUUUGGCUCAUGGGAUUACAUUUCUUUCUAUAAAGAAAUAUAAAGAACAAACAUCACGUGUACAAAGACUAAAUAUAGUACGAUAAGAAAAACUCUUCAGGAUAAUAAAUCCGAUUUUCAGUUGCGGAAAUGGUUUAAAUAAAAUAAAAAACAGCGAUGUAUUCGGGUGUACUGACCCUUUAAACAGAUUAAACUGUAAACUGUAAGAGCAUUUGUUUUACAAAAACAAAGACACACUGAAUAACUUCUUUAAAAAGUUAAACUAAAAGGUUGUGGCGCUUCUCGAAAGAUUACGGAUCUCCACAUUUAUAGACUGGCAUCAGUGAAAGUUAAAGUUUCACUUGUUUUGUACAUGAACUGUUUCGUUUGUUGACGACGGAGUCGAGGAUUUAAGAGUCAGCUGGUCUGACAUGUGAAAUGUUUUUAUUUGUUUGACUAAAGUCCAACAGGAACAUAAAAUCUCUAAUAAAUAUGACGUAUUUGUG
Messenger RNA from Cottoperca gobio, 3419 nucleotides. Its product is annotated as probable carboxypeptidase X1. Gene Ontology annotation, molecular function: zinc ion binding; metallocarboxypeptidase activity. Gene Ontology annotation, biological process: proteolysis. NCBI's taxonomy places the organism in Eukaryota, Metazoa, Chordata, Actinopteri, Perciformes, Bovichtidae. The record is from RefSeq and is a predicted model, not a curated record.